AUGUCGGAUCACUCAAAUACCCAGACUGUAGUCUAUGGCUCGGUCCAUAAUCUCCAAAGCAUCGCCGUCACAACCUUAGAUCCAUGCAAAGAUGGUUACUGGGUGAUCUUCAUCCACGGUGGUGCAUGGCGGGAUCCGGCGGUUACAUCGACAUCCUUCAAAGCCACGGAAUCCAUACUCCGCGAGAAAGGCCUACCUAUUGCCGGAUUCGCCUCGAUCUCAUACCGUCUUAGCGCACACCCAAAUCACCCGCAAGACCAAAUAAAUACCGACCCGAAGGACUUCCAAGAUGCGAAACACCCUGGCCACAUCGACGACGUGGAGGCAGCGCUCGCAUUCCUGCAGAAUACAUACGGGUUCGGUGGGCGAUAUAUCCUAGUUGGCCACAGUUGCGGCGCAACGUUGGCCUUCCAAGCUGUAAUGGGCGCGGUCUCAGGUCAUCGUGAAGAGACUUCCACUGGAUCUGGCUCUCCAGGUCCCCUGCCACCUACAUUGACGGCGCAACCCAUUGCCAUUGUCGGUGUGGCGGGUAUCUACGAUCUGCGACGGCUGCGAGAUACGCAUGCUGACAUCUCGGCUUACCAGGAGUUUAUUGAGGGGGCUUUCGGGGCGGAUGAGAUGCUCUGGGAUGGUGUAUCGCCGGCCCAGGUGACUGGGUCUCGUGGAGUGGAAGGCGGCUGGAAGUCUGGAAGGUUGGCUGUUCUGGCGCAUUCCAAGGACGAUGAGUUGGUGGACGGGUCUCAGGUGGAGGCCAUGAAGGAGGCUUUGAGCAAUUGGGAGAAGACGGAGGCACAUAUACCUGUGCAAGAGGAUAUACACCGUGGUAGACGGCUCCGCGUCUUGUCAAUCCGCGGUGCUCAUGAUGAGGCAUGGGAGAAUGGUGAGGAACUGGCUCGCGCGGUAACAUUUGCAUUCGAACAACUGCAGGAAAUGGGACUGAACCCGUAG
Messenger RNA from Penicillium mononematosum, 948 nucleotides. RefSeq names its product arylformamidase. The transcript has 2 exons. NCBI's taxonomy places the organism in Eukaryota, Fungi, Ascomycota, Eurotiomycetes, Eurotiales, Aspergillaceae. The record is from RefSeq and is a predicted model, not a curated record. The coding region runs from base 1 to 948 and encodes 315 amino acids. Gene Ontology annotation, molecular function: arylformamidase activity.